AUGGCGACCAGUAAUGGCAGUAUUGGCGUCGGCAAGCACCAAGAACACGACGAAACAACCCGGAUGUCUGUCCCUAAUACCACAGCGUCCAUGUUGGCUAAUCAACUGGAUAUGGGAGAGGUCAGGCCUAAUCGGGUAAAUACGUGUCGCUUUUGCACAAUUAGAUCUGUACAAACAACACAAGCGUUCUACUUAACAGAUAUCACCGAACAGACGCAUAGAGAAUGUGGCACACCGCGGGAGCUCGCAGCCAUCAGCGAAGAUUCCUUAAUUGUGAAAAAGCCAACGGUGACAUCACCUCUGUCCGUUAGUGAAUCGAUUGUUACGUCACACGCCUCGAACAUUCAUAUGUCCAGUGGACUUCACGCUGUCCAUCGCCAUCCUUCACAUCAUCCGUUGCAUCAUCAAGCCGACCACGCCCUAUCAUGUUAUCCUCGUCACCCCGCGGACAUACUCAGCUACUGUUGUCCACUCUGUGUCCACACCCCUACGUCCCUGAUAGCUGAGGGAAGUUCUGCAGCCCUCCCUCUCACUAAACAUGACAUUAUUACAAGUCCUAGUGGUCACAACUUGCACCAAGGAGGCUACAGUGUUUCACGAUAUCACCAUCCGCCUUUCCAGGUAAAACAGCAUCAGCAGCCGACCUCUCCUAUUCGGAGCCCCGUUCUACCACAGACAGAAAACCUUAAGAGGAAUCGAUUACCUAGUAUCGGCGUAACCAGUUCCACAGAGGACCUCAGCAACAGUAGCAAAAGAAUCCGGACAGCUUUCACCAGUACUCAACUUCUAGAACUGGAAAGAGAAUUCUCCACAAGCAUGUACCUGUCCCGACUUAGACGCAUUGAGAUUGCCACAUACCUCAAUCUAUCGGAGAAACAGGUGAAAAUUUGGUUUCAAAACCGCCGUGUAAAAUACAAAAAGGAGGGCGUACCAGAUGCACGCGAAUCUUGUCGAUGUUUGCGCACAUGUACACAAAGAAACGAUAGGCGGCGACCAUCCGACAAAUACGAUUGUACCCAGGAUUCGGAAUUUAUUAACAGUCCUGAAGAUUGUAAGAAAUUAGACACGCCAUUGAUAACAGACCAAAGUGAUGAAGACUAUGAAAUUGAAUGAUCCGACAUUCCGCUAGACAAUGUUCAAGGGGAAUGCCCAACGACAAAAAAAGUGCAAUUCUUUUCUUCGUGCAAUAUUAUCUCUGUGAACUCUAUUUAAAAGUGCCUUUGAUUGACUUAAAUUGACUUUUUAUUAUAUCUAUUUAUUGAUUUAUUUUUGA
Mizuhopecten yessoensis (Yesso scallop) is the source of this 1273-nucleotide messenger RNA. Its product is annotated as homeobox protein Hox-A9-like. The transcript is spliced from 3 exons. NCBI's taxonomy places the organism in Eukaryota, Metazoa, Mollusca, Bivalvia, Pectinida, Pectinidae. The coding region runs from base 1 to 1113 and encodes 370 amino acids. Gene Ontology annotation, biological process: regulation of DNA-templated transcription. Gene Ontology annotation, cellular component: nucleus. The record is from RefSeq and is a predicted model, not a curated record. Gene Ontology annotation, molecular function: DNA-binding transcription factor activity, RNA polymerase II-specific; sequence-specific double-stranded DNA binding.